Molecule: messenger RNA, 456 nt
Organism: Sordaria macrospora k-hell
Lineage: Eukaryota; Fungi; Ascomycota; Sordariomycetes; Sordariales; Sordariaceae
Source: RefSeq, a predicted model, not a curated record
AUGUCUGCCACCGACGCUACCGCUAAGACCUUCUUCUCCUCCCCCAAGUUCGCCGUAGUCGGCGCCAGCACCAACACCGAGAAGUUCGGCUACAAGGUCUUCAAAUGGUACGCAGACCGCGACCUCCCCGCCACUCCCAUCAACCCUCAAGGCGCCGCCUUGACCGUCAACGGGCAAUCCUACCCCGCCAUCAAGUCCCUCUCGGCGCUUGAAUCCCCCAAGGAGACUUCGGUUUCCAUCAUCACCGGUCCCGCCAUCACCCUCAAGACUCUCCAGGAGGCCAAGGAGUUGGGAGUCCCUGCUGUCUGGCUUCAGCCCGGUACUUAUAAUGAUGAGGUUUUGGCGUAUGCGAACGAGAACUUCGGCACGGUGGUUGUGGGUAAGGGAGGAUGGGGAGGCGAGGGGUGGUGUGUGCUUGUUGAUGGGGAGAGGAGUUUGGGCGCUGCUAGGCUUUAG